UUUCAUCAUUAUCAUAUCUACUUUCCUUAAUCAAUGAAUUACUUCCAAUUAUCAUUUAUUGAUUCUCAAUUACUGAUUUAGUAAUUGAAUUUACUUUAUAUGGAAGCUGAGAGUCAAACCUCUGACCAGAGUCAACCGAUUCACGAAAUUAACGGUGACGACGUUGGCGAUAAGGCUGUCGGAGCUCCACCUGAUGCCGCCGGAAUUGAACCGGAGUUAGGUAAGAAGAAACGUGGACGGCCGCCUAGAGUUCAGGCCAAAUCACCGCCUACGAAAUUGAUUAAAGAAGAUGAUGAAGAUGUUUGUUUUAUUUGUUUCGACGGCGGUAGUCUCGUCCUCUGCGAUCGCCGGGGAUGUCCAAAGGCGUAUCAUCCGGCCUGUGUAAAGAGAGACGAGGCGUUUUUUCAAUCGAAAGCUAAAUGGAAUUGCGGUUGGCAUAUAUGUAGCAAAUGCCAAAGGGCAGCACAUCAUAUGUGUUAUACUUGUACAUACUCAUUGUGCAAAGGGUGCAUAAAAAAUGCUGAUUACGUGUGUGUCAGAGGUGAUAAAGGUUUUUGUACUAUGUGCAUGAAAACAAUCAUGUUGAUUGAAAAUGACGGGCAAGAAAAAGAUGAGAAGGCUCAAGUGGAUUUUGAUGACAAAACCAGUUGGGAGUAUUUAUUCAAAGUUUAUUGGGUCUACUUAAAAGGAAAAUUAUCUCUGACUCUGGACGAGCUUAAACAAGCUAAAAAUCCAUGGAAAGGAGCUACUACCACCACUUUAGUUACUCCAUCAACAGUUGUACAUAGUGUAGUCAAUGAUUCAAAUCCGGAGGCAAGUGAAUCUAAAAGAAGAAAGACGGAUGAACUGACUAGCAUACCCCAAAAGGAAACAGUAAUCACAAAGAAGACGGGUACUGGCAAAAGCUCAUAUCUGGUUGCACACAAGGACUGGGCAACUAAAGAGCUGUUGGAUUUUGUUGCGCACAUGAAAAAUGGUGAUACAUCAGUGCUAUCUCAGUUUGAUGUCCAAGAACUUAUGUUAGAGUACAUAAAAAGAAAUAACCUCCGUGAUCCGCGUAAGAAAAGUCAAAUAAUAUGUGAUACACGGCUAAAGGUUCUGUUUGGGAAACCACGUGUUGGCCAUUUUGAAAUGUUAAAGCUUCUGGAAUACCAUUAUUUCUUAAAAGAAGAUGUCCCAAAGAACCCAAUCAACAGCAUUGCAAGUGCAAAACACAUUGAUCCUGAUUGGAAUAGUGAUAAUAUGUUGCCAGUGGGUAAAGAUAAGAAAAGGAAGAAUCACAAAAAGAUUGAAGAGCGUACACCAGAAAAUAAAUUAGAUGAAUAUGCUGCUAUUGAUAUCCAUAAUAUGAAUUUAAUAUAUCUGCGCCGGAAAUUUAUGGAGAAUCUUGUAGAAAAUAAUGAAGAGUUUCAAAAAAAAGUGGUUGGUUCAAUUGUCAGAAUAAGAAUAUCUGGUAGUGAUCUGAAGCAUGAUAUGUACAGACUUGUUCAAGUUGUCGGUACAAGUAAGGCAGAUGCACCGUAUAAAAUCGGCGAUAAAUCCACAAAUUUUAAGAUUGAAGUAUCAAAUUUAGACAAGAAAGAAACUGUGUCAAUUGAUACUAUUUCAAAUCAGGAUCUUUCUGAGGACGAGUGCAGACGUUUGCGACAAAGUAUAAGAUGUGGGCUUGUAAAACGUUUUACUGUGGGUGAGAUACAGGACAAGGCAGUUUCCCUCCAAUCUGUCAGGCUCAAUGAUAUGAUGGAAGCAGAGACAUUAAGGCUGAACAAUCUUCGUGACCGAGCCAGUGAGAAAGGGCACAAGAAAAGCCUUAGAGAAUACGUGGAAAAACUCCAACUUCUGAAGACACCUGAGGAGCGUGAGCGCAGAUUGCGGGAAAUUCCCGAGGUUCACUCCGAUCCAAAAAUGAAUCCAGAUUAUGAAAGUGAUGACACGGAGGAAUAUUUUAACAAAGAACAUGAGGAACAGACGAAGCCAAACUUUUCUGGGAUUAUUCGAAAAAAUAAGUAUCCGGGAAUCAGUCGAGACAGUGCAAUCUCCCCUAAAAAACAAGCAGAUUAUAUAAAUAAUGUUGGUAGCCGAUCUCGGAAAAAUGAAGAGGGUUCUAUUAAGGCUCUAGGUAGAAUACAUAUGAAAAAGGACCCUCAUGGAUCAAGCAGUUUGGGCAGACCACAAAAUCAGGUUGAUAUAAAUGGCUCAUCAAUCACCAAUCGUAAUCAUAACACCACAUCGGAAGCAGCUACGUCAUCAUAUUCCACCAAGAACAAUUCAAUUUCCAACGAUAGUGAAUUAGAGAAAUUGUGGCAUUACCGAGACCCCAGUGGUAAGGUGCAAGGUCCGUUUUGUAUGGUACAGCUGCAAAAAUGGAGUACCACUGGAUACUUUCCACAAGAUAUGAGAAUAUGGACUAACAGAGAGGAUGAGUCUUUCCUCUUGAAUGAUGUAUUGAAAGAGCAGUUACACAAUAAGACAGCCACCGAGAAAGUCGGUAUACGAAUUGAGCGUCUCACAGUCCGUACGACUAAUCUAUCCAGACAAAAUUCAGCCAAUCACGAUAAGUUAUCUGAUACACAUGGUUCAGUGGGACAAGCAUCUGUACAGAAGUGGAUUGCCAACGGUAAUGCCCUUUCUUUUGGGAAGUCAAGUGAACCAGACGCACUAGAAAUGGCAAGUCCUACACCAGUGGAAAACAAUUGCAAUAUCAAGAAUGUUUCAUCAGGUUUUAAUAUUAAGAAUGCAGAUCACAUGGAUUUACCAAGUCCCACACCAAAGGAGAUGACCCAUGCAGAUGAAAAAGUGAAGAGUGCUCCAGAAAGCUCGGUUCAAGAAACCAAUAAUGUUGGUGGGACUCAGCUUCCUGAAACAGGUAAUGAAUGGAGAGCAAGUCCUGCACCAAAGGAGACGACCCAUGAAGAUGAAAAAGUGAUAAAUGCUCCACAAAUCUCGGUUCAAGAAACCAAGAAUGUUGAUGGGGAACUGUCUCCUGAAACAGGUACUGAACGGAAAGCAAGUCCCGCUCCAAAGGAGACGACCUAUGAAGAUGAAAAAGUAAAAGAUGCUUCAAUUAUCUCGGCUCAAGAAUCCAAGAAUGUUGUUGGGACCCAGACUUCUGAAACAGGUAAUGAAUGGAGAGCAACUCCCAGAGCAAAGGAGAUCACCCAUGAAGAUGAAACUGUGAAAAAUGCUCCAGAAAUCUUGGCUCAAGAAUCCAAGAAUGUUGGAGGCACCCGGCCUCUUGAAACAGGUAAUGAAUGGAGAGAAAGUCCCACACCAAAGGAGAUGACUCAUGAAGAUGAAGUAAAAAAUGCUCCAGAAAUCUUGGCUCAAGAAUCCAAGAAUGUUGGAGGCACCCGGCCUCUUGAAACAGGUAAUGAAUGGAGAGCAAGUCCCACCCCAAAGGAGACGACCCAUGAAGAUGAAGUAAAAAAUGCUCCAGAAAUCUUGGCUCAAGAAUCCAAGAAUGUUGGAGGCACCCGGCCUCUUGAAACAGGUAAUGAAUGGAGCGGCUAUUCGCCUACGCAAGUGAAACAGGAAGAGUGGCCUUUGGCGAGUGAACAUGUCGUAACAACAGCCAGUGUCGAGCAAGUUAUACCUUCAUCAUCACAGCCUGGAUAUAAUUCAUUGCCGCCAUGGCAAGGUGUUCAUGAAACAAUUGAGUUUAGUACAUUGGCAGAGGAAUCUGUUUCAGAUCUUUUGGCUGAAGUGGAUGCAAUGGAGUCUCAAAAUGGUUUCCCUUCACCUACAUCAAGAAGGAACAGUUUUGUAGAAGAUUUGUUUAAUGGAUCCUUUGAGGAUUUCAGUCCCACCCCCGAUCAGAGUGCAAGCAGCAAUCCCUUUAGUUCUAGUGGAGUAGAUCUACACUUGCCAUUUCAACCAUCCAUCACGACCACCACAGCCACCACCACCUCCGCCGCUACAUUGGUUGAGACUUCUCAGGGCAACACCAGUAAUGUAUUUGAUUUCGGAAAGAGCUCAACUGAUUUACAAUUAAAAUGGCCUGAAGUGCCAAGAGAAACUAUAUCUGAAGAUGCGAUUGAUGUAAAUAAUUCCGCAAAUGCUGAAGCUGACAAGGAAGAAAGAGAAAGCAAAACUGGAUAUGUUCAAAUAGAGGAAAACUCUGUCCAGAUGCGUCCAGAUCAAAUUACUUCUGAAACGAGUUAUGACCUGUCAAAUUCAAAUGAACACAAGGAGGGUGAUUCUGCCCAACCCACAACUACAAAAUCAGAGGUCCAAAUCCCCAAAUUGGCACUUGAAGUUAGAACAGACCAUCCGGAAGCAGCUGAUGGAAUCGUGCAGCCUACAAAGGUGGAUGCUGUAGGACCACCAGCACAACCACACCUGCUGCAACCUACGGUAUCUUCGACCAUUGCGGUAGACAAAACUUACUCACAUGCAGUGGGACAAGAAGCAAUGCAAGGUAACAUAAGUAACUUCGUAAGACCUGCUCAAGAAGUCAUCACACGGGUGAAUCCACAUUCAAAUGCAAGUUGGGGUGUGAACGUAGGGUGGGACCCACCCCAACGGCCGUAUGUUGGCGAACGAUAUAACAAUAACAGUAUGAGAGAAAGAAGUUACAAGGUUGAGGAUUCAGGAUAUAGCAGGAAUGGUAAACCUUGGGUUAGGCAGUCUUCAUUUGGUAGUGGCAGCGUUGGUGGUGGAGUUGGUGUUGGUGGUUACUUGAGACCACCAUCAAAUGGGAAGCGUGUUUGUAAGUUUUAUGAGAGCGGGCGGUGUAAGAGGGGAGCUUCCUGCAACUACUGGCACCCUUGAGGCAAAGGUGGUAUGUUCUUUGUAUUGUUGACUAGUUAUGUAUAACCCAUCUAUAUAUAUAAAUAUCAUGUGCCCAGUGCUAUAUAUUUAGUUGUAAGCUGUAACAUCCCAUGAUUUAAUUGGCUGAGUUUAUAUCAGUCAUUGAUUUACUCAAUACAAUUUUUUGUCUUAAAA
Messenger RNA from Erigeron canadensis, 4944 nucleotides. Its product is annotated as zinc finger CCCH domain-containing protein 44-like. The transcript is spliced from 10 exons. The record is from RefSeq and is a predicted model, not a curated record. Lineage: Eukaryota; Viridiplantae; Streptophyta; Magnoliopsida; Asterales; Asteraceae. Bases 100 to 4770 code for a protein of 1556 amino acids. Gene Ontology annotation, molecular function: DNA binding; metal ion binding; protein binding.